AUGCUGGGAGAAGGCUGUGGAGACCCCCAGGAAAAGCCACUGGUGACCUGGGGCUCAGGGCCCAGAAGCACUGGGCUUGAUGCAGGUAAAGACACAGCUGGCCAGCCACCCGUGACCCUGCCGCCCACACCCAAUGCAAGCUGGCUGGGCGAGGGGUUCGAAAGCCCCUGGUCAGAGAGGUCACCGUGUGUGGUUGGUAUCAUCCCUGUCAUCUACUACAGUGUCCUGCUGAGCGUGGGGCUGCCUGUCAACCUCCUGAGCACAGUGGCCCUGGCCCGUCUUGCCACCAGGACCAGGAAGCCCUCCUACUACUACCUUCUGGCGCUCACGGUCUCGGACAUCGUCAUCCAGGUGGUCAUCGUGUUCAUGGGCUUCCUCCUGCAGGGUGCCGUGCUGGCCCGACAGGUCCCCCAGGCUGUGGUGCGCACAGCCAACGUCCUAGAGUUUGCUGCCAACCACGCCUCCGUGUGGAUCGCCGUCCUACUCACAGUUGACCGCUACAAAGCCCUGUGCCACCCUCUGCACCACCGGGCCACCUCGUCCCCUGGCCAGACCCGCCAGGCCAUUGCUGCUGUCCUCAGCGUGGCUCUGCUGACCGGUGUCCCUUUCUAUUGGUGGCUGGAUGUGUGGAGGGAUGCAGACCUGCCCAGCGUGUUGGACGAGGUCCUCAAGUGGGCGCACUGCCUCAUCGUCUACUUCAUCCCUUGUGGCAUCUUCCUGGUCACCAACUCAGCCAUCAUCUUCCGACUACGAAAGAAGGGCUGGAGCGGGCUGCAGCCUCGGGUGGGUAAGAGCACAGCCGUCCUCCUGUGUGUCACCUCACUCUUCACCCUCCUUUGGGCCCCGCGGAUCUUUGUCAUGCUCUACCACCUGUACGUGGCCCCGGUCCACCGGGACUGGAGGGUGCACCUGGCCUUGGAUGUGGCCAACAUGGUGGCCAUGCUCAACACCGUGGUCAACUUCAGCCUCUACUGCUUGGUCAGCAAGACUUUCCGGGCCACUGUCCAGCAGGUGAUCCACAGCAUGCCCCUGCCCUGCACCCUGAGGUCACGGCUGGAAGGGACAGUGGUAAACCCUGUGCUGCUGAAGCCCUUAGAACUCUCCAGAGGGGCAGAACUGUAGAGGAGGGGCCCAGCCAGGGAGUUUGGGGGGCCUAGGGCCACAUGUCCUCAGGCCCUUGUGAUCGUGCUCCGUAAAUUAUCAGUCCCUGACUUUGUAAUCUUGGCCAGGGGAGAGGCUCCUCCUUCAGGGCUGGCUCCCAGGUAGAGAGAACUCAGUCAGCUCUUAGGUUAUUUUCACCGGCUCUUUCCACUUCCUGGGAAAAGGACAGGGUGCUGCAGGCAUAAGCUGGUGGUAGCCAGCCACUGCUGUGGGCAUUCUGUGAGGGGCAUUCGCUGACACAGGAUCAGGGCUAAUGUUGGUUGGCUGAAUGAAUGAAUGAAUGAAUGAUGAAUGAAUGAAUGAAUAAAGUGAUGGACAGACACCAUCUUCAGCCCAGCUCCUCUCCUGGCA
This is a messenger RNA of Octodon degus (degu), 1512 nucleotides long. It is a transcript of the gene Gpr142, whose product is annotated as G protein-coupled receptor 142. The record is from RefSeq and is a predicted model, not a curated record. Gene Ontology annotation, biological process: G protein-coupled receptor signaling pathway. Gene Ontology annotation, cellular component: membrane. NCBI's taxonomy places the organism in Eukaryota, Metazoa, Chordata, Mammalia, Rodentia, Octodontidae. The transcript has 4 exons. The coding region runs from base 1 to 1122 and encodes 373 amino acids. Gene Ontology annotation, molecular function: G protein-coupled receptor activity.